ACGGUUGAAUGCAAGGAAUCAUUCAAACUUCAACACUCUCUCUCUCUUUCUCUCUCUAGGAUGCUCCCAAAUUGCUGAACAGAAAGUGAAUGAUGCAAGCUGGAAAGAUGAGACUAGAAAGAGACAGAGUUUAAUAUUUUAAGGGGAAAAAAUAAUAAUAAUAAUAAUAAAAAAACCAUAAAAGACUAUAAAAAAGCGAACAAAGAUCGCGGCUUUCUCAUGAUCACUCUCUCCCACGGGUGGGGGCUUAGAAGUUAGUUUCAUUAGCAUGAACUUGUUGAUUGUCAAAAAAAAUCUUGCACACAACCUGCUUUAAUGGGCUGCUUUCACUCGAAGAACACUAGACGGGUACCUGGGUAUGAGGAACCUACUGUUCUUGCUGCCGAAACAAUUUUCAAUGUGAGUGAAGUACAGGCCUUGUAUCAGCUAUUCAAAAAAUUAAGCAGUUCUAUUUUUGAUGAUGGAAUUAUUCACAAGGAGGAGUUCCAGCUUGCUCUCUUCAGGAACAGAAAUAAGAGGAAUCUCUUCGCAGACAGGAUAUUUGACUUGUUUGAUAUCAAACGCAAUGGGGUUAUUGAGUUUGGAGAGUUUGUUCGAUCACUGAGCGUCUUUCAUCCAAAUGCACCUGUAGCAGACAAAAUUGAUUAUGCAUUUAGAUUAUAUGAUCUAAGGCAAACUGGAUAUAUUGAGUGGGAAGAGUUGAGGGAAAUGGUUUUGGCUCUCCUGCAUGAAUCAGAUCUGACUCUUUCAGAGGAUGUUGUUAAAACAAUUGUGGAUAAGACAUUCAGCGAAGCAGAUACAAAAGGUGAUGGAAAGAUUGAUAAAGAAGAGUGGAAGGAGUUUGUAUCAAAGAAUCCUUCUCUUCUGAAGAACUUGACUCUUCCAUAUUUGAAGGAUAUAACCCUAGCAUUUCCGAGUUUUGUGGUGAGCCCUGAUGUUGAAGAUUCAGAAGUAUAGUUACUAGAAAAGGUUAAGAAUUUCAUGUGUUGCGAUGAUGAAUGCUUUUGAGUUUUGAGUGACUAUCUCCUAUAAGGAAGAACUUGGAAUUUGCAUAAUCUGAUGGUUAAGACGACGCUACAAGGACAGCCUAGUUGCCAAGCAAGAUGGUUCACAAGACUUGCUUUUCUCUUCUGCUGUAUAAAAGUUAUGUGUAUUGCCUGUAUUAAGCUUUUUCACAGUGUUCAAGUGGCAAGGCUUUCAAAGCGCCUUCCUCGAUGCUUGGGCUCGAGUCUUACACUUCACGAGGCAGUGCAACGGCUUAUGCGCUGUGAGAUCAAUCCAACAACACUGAAAUCACGUCGUAGAAGUCUCUCUGGUCAGACACUACAGGGAGGUGCCAUGCAAUCCGGCCCUAAAACUCUUCAUUUGUCGAUCGCAGAAUAAUUGGAAAUGGAUUUGCCUUUUUCUCCUACAACAUUAUACUUGAAACAUCUGUAUAUAAUGAGGCAUGUAUUGUCCUUGUAGCGAAAUAUUUGUCAAUAUAGGUUGAUUUUACCUACAAAAUUGUGCUGUAUGAUAACCUUUGUUUUUUCCUCCUUACGAAUGGAUAAUCAAUUACAGAAUUGUUGGACAUGGAUUGUUUUUUUCUCCUAAA
This is a messenger RNA of Cornus florida, 1594 nucleotides long. RefSeq names its product calcineurin B-like protein 7. Gene Ontology annotation, molecular function: calcium ion binding; kinase binding. The record is from RefSeq and is a predicted model, not a curated record. Bases 316 to 957 code for a protein of 213 amino acids. NCBI's taxonomy places the organism in Eukaryota, Viridiplantae, Streptophyta, Magnoliopsida, Cornales, Cornaceae. Gene Ontology annotation, biological process: calcium-mediated signaling. The transcript has 9 exons.